This is a messenger RNA of Agrilus planipennis (emerald ash borer), 5134 nucleotides long. RefSeq names its product meiosis regulator and mRNA stability factor 1 (gene Marf1). The record is from RefSeq and is a predicted model, not a curated record. NCBI's taxonomy places the organism in Eukaryota, Metazoa, Arthropoda, Insecta, Coleoptera, Buprestidae. Bases 140 to 4297 code for a protein of 1385 amino acids. Gene Ontology annotation, biological process: post-transcriptional gene silencing. The transcript has 19 exons. Gene Ontology annotation, molecular function: mRNA base-pairing post-transcriptional repressor activity; CCR4-NOT complex binding; RNA nuclease activity. Gene Ontology annotation, cellular component: peroxisome; cytoplasm.
AUAAUAAAACUAAAUUGUUUUUAAUUAACAUGCACAAUUUUUUUAGUGAUUUAAAUUGAUCAGUGAAUGCUGUUUUAUUAUUUUUUAAGUUGACUGAAAAUCAUUUACACAUUUAACGUGAAGAACAGUAAAUAAGGACAUGUACUCAAGCUCUCUAGAUUCUAAAAAAUCUAGUUCAACCUCAGAUGAUGGAAACAGUAGGGAUACUGAAACAGCCUUUGCUUUUGCAAGUUUCCAUGAGAAAGGUUUUGUUUUUCCUCGGGCCCCCUCGGAACCGCCGUUGUGUAGAAGCAUUACGAACUCAUCCUGUAGUCGAAGUGAACAAUCAGAUGCCUCCGUGAGUGAUGGACUGUUUGUAAAAACAAGAAAACGAAACAAGAGAAAAUCACAAAAAAGCCUAGUUCCUAUUGGAGUGUUUUGGGACAUCGAAAACUGUCAAGUGCCCAAAAACAAAAGUGCAUCAUCUGUAGUCCAGCGAAUAAGGGAACUGUUUUUUUCUAAUUAUAGAGAAGCCGAGUUUAUUGUCGUUUGUGAUGUUAAAAAGGAAAGUUCACAGAUUGUUCAAGAACUAAACGAUUCUCAGGUAAAUUUGAUUCAUGUUUCAUCCACUAGUAAAAAUGCAGCUGACGAGAAGCUACGACAGUCGUUGAGGAGGUUUGCUGAAAUAUAUAGAGCCCCAGCUGCUGUUGCUUUAAUUUCUAGUGAUGUCAACUUUGCUGCUGACCUUUCAGAUCUUAGAUACCGUAAGAAAAUGCAUGUUAUUUUAAUUCACAACACAAAUGUUGCAGAUGCUCUUAUUCUAUGUGCAAAUGAAACAUACAGCUUUUCGGUUAUAACUGGAAACCUACCUGAACAUAAAACAAAGAUUUGUCCUGUGCAACCAGUGGAUUUGUUUGUCACAAAUUUACCGCUGAAUUGUGACAUUGGGAAGAUAAAAAACAGGCUCCACUUUCUUUGCAACAACUGUGGUGGUCGAGUAGUUAAUUUAAACAAAUUAGGCCAAGCAACCAUCAGGUUUUCUUCUCUUGACUUUGCCAAAAGGGCCCAAAGGCGCAUGCAGGGCGAGGAUGUUUUUGGAAACAAAAUUAAUGUUUCAAAUCCAACAGCAGCUAGAGAGUCGCCAUUUAAAAGUUAUACAGGACGUAGAGUAAAAAGCAGCGAAGCAAGUGCAGUUUACCAAAUCUCAAAUUACACCUCUUCGCAACCAAACAUAACAACGGCAGAAGAUAUCCCUUCUUACAGAACACAACAAACGGUUACAGAAAGCAAUACAUGGAAAUCAGAAGAUUCAUCUCAGGAGUUAUCAACCGUGGCACAAUUUUUAACACCACGUCAACCACCCCAGGCAUUUUUCCGUCCAAUUAGAGGCCUGGGUUUGAUGGAAACGAGUUCGUUGGAGCCACGGAAAUCACUAGAGAGGCGUUGUCAGACCCCUCAAGGGGCGAUAAUGGCCGGUGCUGGUUCUUUGUCUUUCCAGGAGCAACAACAAGACGAUCUCAAUAAAUCUGGUAACGGUCACUCUUUGAAUUUAAUGCGCAGCAUUUCGUCUUCUAACAUUACAAAUCAAGGGGGCGCCCAGUCCCAAUGUGUUGAUCUCAUAAUUACGAAUUUGGACCCGGCAAUUGAAAUAAAGGAACUGCGAAAAAUUCUAAUCAAUAUGCUAAAGCAGUUUGUGAUGGUAAUGAAUUUGAGUAUUACUAGUCAAGCGGACGGGUCACCUGUUGCCACUGUGAGGGUCAGCAGUCAACAGGAGGCCCAGUUUGCCAUCUCGCAACUCCACAGGCAAAAGUUGGGACAUCGAAGGAUUACUAUUAUGUACGCACAAACCAGUGGACCCGACAUUUCUAAGCUGAGGACUUUCGUUAUGUCUCUGCUCAAGGAAGUACCCGGGAAUCGUAUGCCCCUCUUUAAAUUCGUUUCUUUAUUGGAAACGCGUUAUCGUACAAACGUAUCAGUAUCUGAUCUCUACAAGCUCAGGGAAAUUUGUAGAAUAACAGACACUCAGGGAGGAAGGAUGAUCAUGCUACUACCCGAAAUGAGAAAUUCUCCCACGCCUAAAUUGAACGAGGAAUUGACAAUGUAUUGCUGCAUCCAUUGUCCAAAUGGAUUGGAGAAGAGAGGUUGGGGAGAAGCAGAUCUUAUCGAAUUGCCAAAUGUAAAGGUAUCAUUGAAAAUGUUCUCCUCGAAAAUUUACACGCUACUUACAACACAUUCAGGAAUAUUGCCCUUACUAAGUCUUCAAAUUUGUUACGAAACGGAGCUAAGUGAGCCCCUUCCCACAGACGAAUCGGGAGUGCCACUGGAGCACCUGGUCACUUGCGUCAAAAAUGUGGAACUGAAAUACGGCGGCCCAAACAAAAACAUUAAAUACCUACAGUUGAAGACUGAAACGAAUGAAAUAGAUGCCGAAGACUCUGUAAUGAAGUAUGUGUCACCAUCGCUUAUACCGAACAUAAGUCUUCUUUGUCGUGAACUUAUAGACUUGUUGAAGACUUACGACAGGUGUCAGCUACCUUUGAACAAAUUUAUUCCUGCCUAUCAUCACCACUUUGGAAGACAGUGUCGUGUUGCUGAUUAUGGUUUUAUAAAGUUAGCGGAUCUCUUUGAAGUCCUUUCCCAUGUGGUUCAGAUUUUAGGUGAAGGCGCUAGCAGAAUGCUCACACUGUCACAUAUUGCACAAACAAGACGUUUUACCACAGAUUUGUUGCGAGUGCUGAAGGGUCAGCAGUCAAAACAGGUCACCCUCUGUGAUUUUCCUUCUGCUUAUGAGAAGACCCUCAACAAGCCCUUUAAUCCCGUAGAAUAUGGCCUUUGUAUGUUAGAAGAUCUUCUAAGUGAAGUGCCUGACAAUACUGUCGUCUAUAAUAGGGUCAACGGCCAAAUGAUAAUAUCGAUUCCAAAGAGGGAUCAAACUCCGGAGGAAGUAGCACGAACAAAACAAUUUGCUUCAGAAGUUGUGGAAUUACUGAAACAUGCACCAAACUGUUCCAUGCUUUUUAACAAGUUUGUGCCAGCUUAUCAUCAUCACUUCGGGCACCAGUGUAAAGUUUCAGAUUACGGAUUUACAAAACUUAUCGAGCUCUUUGAAGCAAUUCCGGACACUGUAAAAGUCGAAGAACUGCCUUCCGGUGAACGAAAGAUUAGUCUUCUGUUGCCUUUGGCGAUGAAAGUGCUCGAAUCUCAGAUAAUUGAUCUUCUAAAAAAUUCCCAAAUGCCUUCCAUGUCCCUUAACGCAGUAAACACUGCAUUUCUCAAGGAGUAUGGCUAUCCACUUAAGCCACAGGCAUAUGAAUGCAAUGAUAUCAACGAAUUGAUUUCCAGAUUUAACGAAAAAAUUGAGGUCGUGAACAGUAACAGUGCUGGUCCGCUGCUCCUGAUGCGCCAAGAAAACAACAAAAUGUUGGAAAUAAGAGUCUGGUCCUUGCUAUUAAAUCCUCCACAUUGUUUGAAAAUCUCCGCAUUCAUCCAGGGCUAUAGGGUGCGUUUUCAUAGCACAUUGUCCAUGUCCAAACUCGAACAAUUAAAUUCAAUUGUAAAGUUAUCGAGUGACAGUAAUGAAACAAUGGUAACGUUGACGCCUUUGUACGUAUUGGCUGCCCAAAUCUAUCACAUUCUCCAGGAGAACAAAGGAUUGAUUCCUCUAAACAAUUUGAGCGGUUUGUAUGCAAAAAAGUACGGCAGACCCUUAAAGUGUACCGAUUACAAUUUUCAUUCAAUGGAAGGGCUAUUAAACGAAUUGAACUUCGUCGCUGUGUUACGUAAAUCAAGACGAAAGUGCAGUCUCGUUUUAAAUAAAGAAUUGGCAGUGUAUGGUCUGGAUGUGAUGCCAUCAUUUCAUCAGGACCAAACGAAAGACGCAAAGGGCAAAGGUAAUUUUACAAAUUGGCCUCCGCCUCCGUUACCCCACGAUUUGUUGAACAAUACGAAAAGUUUGACACCCCCCAAACCAGACACACCAAAUAUGGACGAUCACGCGUCCUGGAGCUCGGUGUGGGAAACCCCUACAAAACCUACUCAUGAUUUUAAUUUGUCGAUUCCUAUGCCCCCCUUUCAAACUCCGAAGCUGUUGACAGAUCCCAAUGAUCUCAUUUCCCCAACUAGGAGCCUUUUAUCUGCCAACAGGUAUCCUUUAGGAUCUGUUAUCCCGUUGAUUGCGGCUCCACAUCCCAGGCAGCUUCCCAUGCCCAACAAAUUAAUUGAAAACAGCUGUUACGAGGAUGAAUUAAAUGAUUCAGGUGUUAAUACGUUUUCACAUUUGGAAAUGGAAUGUAAGGAUGUUCCGAGCAUGGAUCAUUAAAAAAAAAAUGCUGCAACUGUUGUUAAUCAAAAUGAAACAAAGUACAAACCAAUCUCUAAUUUUAUAGUUUAGAAAUAUGAAUGUCUGCUGCAUUUCUGCCUUUUGCAAAACUAAUAUGGAUCUAACGGCAUUCAUUUUGCAAAUGCAUAUGCCGUUUUAUCACAUAAAUAAAUAAAUAUAUCUAUAUAUAAAUAAUGUAUGUACAUUCCCAUGGAGUCCAAAAUCACAUCGAUUGAUUUUAAUUCGUGUUGAUCGUGUGCCAAAUUUUUAAAGGAUAGCAUUUCGAUUAUUCUUUAAAAUUUGCUGCUUGGUCACAGUGAUAAUAAGAUUAACAAAGACAGUAGUACUUAUUAUAUUAAAGGAAAAAAGUGAAAAAAAAAUUAGAGUGAGAGCAAGAGGCUUUUCUUUCGUUUUUAAUUUUGUCUUUUAUUGUGUGCGUACCUGUUAUUAAGACACGAUAUGUGAGUCAUUUUGUGGGUAAUUUGUCUUUUAUAAUGCUGUUGCUGUUAGCACACAUUAGUAGAUUUUUUUGACAUUAAUAAGAUCGAUACCCAUAUAUAUAUAUAAUAGUUGAUUCUGUGUAAUGCUGUUGUGUGAUUUUUUAAGGUAUUAAUUAAGCUCUGUAUGUGUGAUUAUUAUGUACUUUGGUUUGUUUUACACAUGACUAAGUAUUAUAUUUAAAUUAUUAUAUAGUCUAAGUCCUAGUAGUUACCCCUAUUGUACUGUUUUUUAUGUGAUUAGUUUUAAAUCAUGUGAAUACAUUUCGAUGUUGCUCAAUUUAUUAUGAAAAAAAAAACGGAUAAUUUUUGAAUAAACAAAUUUUACUAUUUUGUAAAA